AUGACGGAGAUAAAUCCGAAAUAUGAUAAUCUGAAAGCAGUAAUAGUAAAUAUACAUCCUGGAGGAUUCUUUCACGGUUCACCUGAUCCACAUUACUACGGAUCUCCCGGAUACAUCAUCAAUCGAAACAUCGUUUAUGUCAGUGUCGGAUACAGAUUACAUUUGCUAGGACAUUUGAAUCUGAAUUUAAAAAAUCACUGCACUGGAAACCAGUCUCUGAAGGAUAUCAUACUUAGUCUGGAAUGGAUAAGGGAUAACAUUCGCGUAUUUGGAGGUGAUCCUGGGAAUAUAACUUUACUGGGUAGCAGCAGUGGAUCUGCAAUAGUUCACUGCCUGUUACUGUCACCAUUAGCAAAAGGUUUAUACCACAAAGCAAUACUAAUGGGCAUGUACAUAUUCAACCCAACUCUAAUAACCUGCAAUGAACAUAUUACUUUGGCUUACAAAAUAGCACGUGAACAAGGUUACGAAGGAAAAAUAGAAGAUAGACGUAAAUUAUUGAACUUCUUAAAACAAUUUCGACUGGAUCUUUACUUGCUAUCAAAAUUACAUCAAAUGCGAGAUUAUUAUACAGGAUUACCAGUUUUCCCAACCUCACCUUUCGUCCCACUAGGUGAAUCAAGCGAUAAUUCCCCAUUGCCGUUAUCUCCAGACAAGCUCAUUGCUUCAACCAACAGAGUACCAAUCAUGGUGGGAUUUUGUGAACGAGAAGGUGCAAUGGGAGUAGCUCUGCUUGAAAAACUAAAACAAUCUCUUUCUCAAUUGUUCCACAAAUGUCUCAGCCAAAAUGUAUGGGGAUGGGGAGCUAAUUUAAAUGAAGAUGAAUCAAAACAAAUACAACAACAAGUGCAGAAUUUUUACGUGGAUGGUAAAUCAUUAGACGAGGCGUCACAAUCAACCAAAUGUGAUGUAAGAUUUAAUUUCAGCUGA
Molecule: messenger RNA, 930 nt
Organism: Planococcus citri (citrus mealybug)
Lineage: Eukaryota; Metazoa; Arthropoda; Insecta; Hemiptera; Pseudococcidae
Product: juvenile hormone esterase-like
Exons: 6
Coding region: 1-930 (309 amino acids)
Molecular function (GO): serine hydrolase activity
Source: RefSeq, a predicted model, not a curated record